AUGCCGCACGGCCUUACCGUACUUACUGCCACUAUGACUGGCGGCGCAGUAGGAGGAUCGACUGCAGCAGGAACUGCUGCUUGCUGCGGCGGUUGGUGUCCUUGGUGCCCCACAGCAACAGCAGCAGCAGGGGCCCCUGCAGCAGCAGCAGCACCCACUGCAGCAGGUGCUGCGGCUGCAGCACCUGCUGGCGCUGCUGCAGCUGUACCCGCUGCUGCUGCAGUACCUGCUGCAGCAGCACCAGCAGCAGCAGGGACUGGUGCGGGUCUAGGAGCAGCAGCAGGGGGUCUUGGCGGAGCAGCAACAGCACCAGGUGCUGCGGCUCCUUUGCUUCCUGGCUUUGGUGCUGCAGCAACAACUGGCAGCGGCACAGCAGGUGCAGCAGCAGCAGCACCGCUGCUGCAGCAAGCCAUGGGUGUCGUUACAGGCCUUCUGCUGCUUCCUGGAAAGACAUCUUCUCUCUUAGCGAAAAUGCGUCAGCAGCAGCAGCAGCAGGAAGGAGAUGAUGAAGAAACUGUUGCUAGCGACGGCGAGAUCUCCCCCAAGACAACAGCAGCAGCAGCAGCAGCAGCAGCAGCAGCAGCAGGUAAACCAAGCGUCUCUUUUACCUCCUUCCCAGAUCAAAGGAGAGUGCGUAAGAUGAGUCAGCAGCAAAAGGAAGACGCUCAAUUCGUUGUUCUCUCUGCUCGCAGCUCCAACGCCUACGGCAGGUUCCUAUAG
Molecule: messenger RNA, 720 nt
Organism: Eimeria acervulina
Lineage: Eukaryota; Apicomplexa; Conoidasida; Eucoccidiorida; Eimeriidae
Exons: 1
Coding region: 1-720 (239 amino acids)
Source: RefSeq, a predicted model, not a curated record